UCAAGAUUAGGUUGUCGUGUCUGUCUAUUAUAUUCUCUCACUCUCUUACUCUUUCACUCUACUUCUCUCUCCUAUUGCGGCUAGGGUUUAGGUUUUUCUUUCACCGUCUCCGUUCCUUCAAUCUUCUUAUUCUCUUUCAUCUCUGAUGGAGACGUUGCGGGUUUAGUUCUAAGGGGUGGUUCUGGCCUUGGGUUUUUGGAACGUACGGUGUCGUUUUGGGGUUGGGAAAACAAAUUCUGAGAGAUGGCAACCACGAACCCUUUUGAUUUGUUGGGUGACGACGCUGAGGACCCUUCUCAGCUCAUCGCCGCCGAGCAACUCAAGGCGGCGGCUGCGGCCUCGGCGGCCACCGCGGCUCCCAAGAAGGCGCCGGCUCAGCAGAACAAGCCGGCUCAGCUCCCUACCAAGCCGCCUCCUCCGGCUCAGGCUGUGAGGGAUGCCAGAAACGAGCCAGUUCGUGGAGGCCGUGGAGGUGGACGAGGUGGGGGACGUGGAUUUGGACGUGGUCGUGGGUUUAGUCGUGACUCCUCGAAUGAUGAGAACUCAUUCCCUACCAGCAGAGCUCCUUAUAAUCAGGGUCCUUUUGAAGAAGGAGAUGCUGGGAAGUCUUCUGAAAGACGCAGUUAUGGUGGACCACGAGUUCCUUACCGUGGUGGUCGUCGUGGAGGUUUCAGCAAUGGUGAAACUGGUGAAGGUGAAGACGGACGACCUCGAAGAGCAUUUGAUCGUCGCAGUGGGACUGGACGAGGAAAUGAAUUCAAACGUGAAGGUUCAGGACGAGGUAACUGGGGAACCCAAACUGAUGAACUUGCUCAGGUAACUGAUGAGGUUGUGAAUGAAACGGAAAAGAAUUUGGGUGAUGAGAAGCCUGCAGUUGAAGAAGAUGUAGCUGAUGGAAACAAGGACAGCCCUACUAAUGAAACCGAAGAAAAAGAGCCUGAAGAUAAGGAAAUGACUCUGGAGGAAUAUGAAAAAGUGUUGGAAGAGAGAAGGAAGGCCUUCCAAGCACUCAAGACUGAAGAGAGAAAGGUGGACACUAAAGAGUUUGAAUCCAUGCAGGCCUUAUCAAGCAAGAAAGAUAAUCAUGACAUAUUCAUUAAACUGGGAUCUGAUAAAGAUAAGCGAAAAGAGGCUUUUGAGAAGGAAGAAAAAUCCAAGAAGUCCGUGAGCAUCACUGAGUUUCUGAAGCCUGCUGAGGGGGAAGCAUACUAUAACCCAGGGCGUGGUAGGGGUCGUGGCCGUGGUUCACGAGGUGGAGGCGGAGGCGGAGGCGGAGGUGUUUACCGUGGAAGUUCCACCAACAAUGCACCUGCUCCAUCCAUUGAAGAUCCUGGGCAUUUCCCAAACUUGGGUGCCAAGUGAGGCCUUGCUAGAACCCUUUUGUCAUAUCCCUGUCCUAUUUUCAAUUUUGGGUUCUCUUAUUUGAACUUAAUCAGGAAAAGAACUAUGGUAAUUGGAUUUCCUGGAUUGGAAGGUUCAUUUAAUUUUAUGCCUUGAAAGUGUAAAUUUAUGUUGUUGUUCUUCAUACGGUCCUGUACCCUUGAAGCCUGUUCCCCCUUGUGCUUUACUUUUACUGCGUUUGAUAUUUUGGGGGAGUAUGGUGUGGGUAAGACAUAAAUGAUGUUGUUGAGUUCCCUUUUUCUUUAUAGAUAGACAUCUCAGUUUUGCAUCAA
Molecule: messenger RNA, 1673 nt
Organism: Glycine soja
Lineage: Eukaryota; Viridiplantae; Streptophyta; Magnoliopsida; Fabales; Fabaceae
Product: RGG repeats nuclear RNA binding protein A-like
Exons: 7
Coding region: 244-1362 (372 amino acids)
Cellular component (GO): cytoplasm; nucleus
Molecular function (GO): RNA binding
Source: RefSeq, a predicted model, not a curated record